Molecule: messenger RNA, 1519 nt
Organism: Vespa mandarinia (Asian giant hornet)
Lineage: Eukaryota; Metazoa; Arthropoda; Insecta; Hymenoptera; Vespidae
Product: endoribonuclease Arlr
Molecular function (GO): protein binding; RNA endonuclease activity
Source: RefSeq, a predicted model, not a curated record
UCGGACAUUCGGUCUCACGUGAUACGCCGCUACGAAUUUGAUCGCUGCCGUCGUCAGACAGAGGCGUAUAUAUUUUGCGUAUGCGAGAAAGGUAUUUCAAGAUUUACAAGUAAUUAAUUGGCUCGUUGAACUUACACUUUCUUUCUUUCUCAUUUCACUAUUUAUCGAUUAUUGACUUUAAUCACAACACAUGGAUCGAUAAUCUGCGAAUUGAGGUUACCACGGAUUGGUAACGGUGCGAAUCGAUGCGAAUUCUAUCUCUUGAGAACGUGCGUUAUUAUAAUCAUUAAUACUUUAUAUACGUAUAUAAAGCCCGACCUUAUGCCCAGAGAUGUAUUUGACAAGUUGCAUUGGACAUAAUUCUUUGUUGAUUAAUCUCUUUGUACACUUGUCAUUUUUCUAUCAUGCGUCAACAGGACAAAAUAAUAAUAUAAAUAAAAGUAGUAAGAAUAAUGUAAUGUCGCAAAAUAAUGUCCCAAAACUUUCUUCAAUAAGCGACGUGGAAUUACAACGAAUAACAGAAGAGUUAUUUCGAAGAAAUACUUGUUGCAUUUAUGGAAAUAUAACCGUGAGUUAUCAAGGAUGGAUAAAAGGAGAUAAUAUAACGGAUAAUGCUCCAAAACCAUUAUUGAGAGUUUCGUCAAACGUUUCCUCACACCCGACAAUAAAAAAAUUGAACAAACUCUUUGACAAUUAUGAAUUAGAUAUCAGCAAAACAGAAGUUGUGACGAGAGAAGAAAGCGCGGAGGAGGAUGAGUUCAUUGAUGCUCUUGCAUCGUCGGACAUAAUAACAUCGGUUAUGAAUUUUCUUGCUACAAAAGGAUACUUUGCCAUGAAUCCGCAAACGUAUAAAACUAUACUAAAGUCUAUUUGGUUUCAUCCUUACUCACGAAUUAAAGGGUCGAUUGGUAGUUCAGGAUUUGAGCAUGUAUUUUUAGUAGAGAAAAAAAAGGAUAACAGUAUCGUCGGCCUACACAAUUGGAUCUAUUUUGCUAAGCAAGAAUCAUUAAAUAAUCUCAAUUAUCUCGGUUAUGGGCGCAAAGUUCUUCUCGAUAAUAAAGCUGCACUCGCAAAAUUACAUUUCAAUUAUAAAGAGCAAUAUAAAGCGUCGACUAUGUUCAUUGGAACAUUACCAGAAUUAGAUAUGGCAGUUUAUACGCUAUGUUUUUAUGCCAGACCAAAUGCAAAGUGCAGAAUCUCCUUCGCUGGGCAUAAAUUUAAUAUCCAAACGUAUACGUGGCAACGAAAUAAUGAAAAUUUCGUUGGAGCAGCAUUUCCUCUCAUCUGAUGACGACGACGACAACGAUGACAACGACGACAACGACGAUAUAUAAGAAAAAUAUAUGUUCUCCGUUAUUAUUAUUGAUAAAGUGUGCCCGUAACCACAUGAUCGGAACUUUCUGCAAUACCAAGAAUCUUUUCGAGUUCGUUGACUCUCGUUUGUAACGCCAAUUUUUCUUUUUUACAAUUUGUAAACUCUUUGAGUAAUCUGAAAAGAUUAAAGUUUUAAGCCGUUUUA